AUGAGAUUCUACAUCCGUCGAACCAUUCUCUACCCAAAACCCGUCAAGGCCGUUGCACAUAUCCACGAUCUAGCUAAAACCCGAAACCACGAUGAUUCAAGCUCUCACCCAUGGCCCGAAUGGCUAAAUUUGAUGGGGAUGCUGGUGAAAAAAGGUUACUUCGGAGAAACCGUGAAGGAAUCGAAUCAUAUCCGUUCUGCUUGUCUCAAUUUCGCCCGCCAUCGAUUCACUCUCGUGAGAUACUUGUCGAAGAAAGAUAUGAAAGUGAUUGCUGAGUGUGGAUGUCCCAGCAUUGACAGGAAGGUUGUGAACUCAGGAAAGCGUCUAAGAGCUUAUGUCGGCAUUGAUGAAGUAAAUUAG
Eruca vesicaria subsp. sativa (arugula) is the source of this 360-nucleotide messenger RNA. NCBI's taxonomy places the organism in Eukaryota, Viridiplantae, Streptophyta, Magnoliopsida, Brassicales, Brassicaceae. The record is from the annotation of a GenBank genome assembly.